UGGCUCUUUAUUCGAACAGGCAUCGCAUCCGCAGUAAACAAGUACGGAAACAGAGAGAGUCGGAGCUCCGCUUUUGGCUAACGCGUGUGCUUUCAUUAGGGCUCGAACCAUUGUCUAUAUAACCGUCUCAAGCCUCUCUGUUUCACUUUGUUUUCCUUCUCUUCAAAGCCAGCUUAAAACCACACACACACAGUCUCUCUAUCUCUCUGUGGGAAACGAACAAUGCCUCCAAAAUCUGCUAAAGGGAAAGAAGCACCGGCUGAGCGGCCGAUUCUUGGCCGAUUCUCAUCUCACCUCAAGAUUGGGAUUGUUGGAUUGCCAAAUGUUGGAAAAUCUACUCUUUUUAACACACUCACCAAGUUGUCAAUACCUGCGGAGAACUUCCCUUUCUGCACAAUUGAGCCUAAUGAGGCCCGGGUUAACAUCCCCGACGAGCGCUUUGAAUGGCUUUGCCAGCUGUACAAGCCAAAAAGCGAGAUCCCAGCAUUUUUGGAAAUUCAUGAUAUAGCUGGACUUGUUCGAGGUGCCCAUGAAGGACAAGGCCUGGGCAACAGUUUUUUGUCUCAUAUCCGUGCAGUUGAUGGCAUUUUUCAUGUUUUACGUGCAUUUGAAGAUCCAGAUAUUAUCCAUGUUGAUGACUCAGUGGAUCCUGUGAGGGAUUUAGAGGUUAUAAGUUCAGAAUUGCGUCUCAAGGAUAUUGAGUUCAUGGAAAAGAAGAUAGAAGAUCUUGAAAAGAGCAUGAAAAGGAGCAAUGACAAGCAGCUCAAAAUUGAGCAUGAAUGCUGCCAAAAGGUCAAGGCAUGGCUUGAGGAUGAAAAAGAUGUCCGUCUAGGGGACUGGAAAGCUGCUGAUAUUGAAAUCUUGAAUACUUUCCAAUUGCUAACUGCCAAGCCCGUUGUUUACUUGGUAAACAUGAAUGAGAAAGAUUAUCAAAGAAAAAAGAACAAGUUUCUGCCAAAGAUUCAUGCCUGGGUGCAGGAACAUGGGGCUGAACCUAUAAUUCCUUUCAGCUGUGUCUUAGAAAGGAAUCUUGCUGAUAUGCCUCCAGAUGAUGCUGCAAAGUAUUGUGAGGAGAACAAGGUACAAAGUGCCCUUCCAAAGAUUAUAAAGACAGGAUUUUCAGCGAUUAAUCUCAUAUACUUUUUUACAGCUGGCCCCGAUGAGGUCAAAUGCUGGCAGAUUAGACGACAGACAAAGGCUCCCCAAGCUGCAGGGACCAUCCAUACUGAUUUCGAAAGAGGGUUCAUUUGUGCUGAGGUCAUGAAAUUUGACGAUCUCAAGGAACUUGGUUCUGAAUCUGCUGUUAAGGCUGCUGGGAAGUACAAACAGGAGGGGAAGACAUAUGUGGUCCAAGAUGGAGACAUUAUAUUUUUCAAGUUUAAUGUUUCUGGCGGCGGGAAGAAAUGAGGCGAAAAUCCCCGGUUGGAUGCACAAGUUAAAUUAGUUCUAAAUAUGGGAUAUCAAUAGUUAUUUCGGUUUUAUUAUUGGGAAAGUGAAAAUGAUACAUGAAAUAGGUUGUAUCAUGGUUAUGCAGUUUUAUGGAUGAUUUUGUUCAUCAAGUAUUAUACUGAAGUUGAUACACACUGCAAAUGAAUUGUACUUCCAGCAGGGAGUUGAACAUGCAUUGUUCAGCUGCGGCCUACGAGUUCUCCAUGAAGCAUCAGUUACUGAAUUUGAUUAUUCUGAAUUACAAUUUUGAAGCCCUUUAAAUCUUUA
Messenger RNA from Ziziphus jujuba (common jujube), 1716 nucleotides. RefSeq names its product obg-like ATPase 1. The transcript is spliced from 12 exons. The coding region runs from base 223 to 1407 and encodes 394 amino acids. Lineage: Eukaryota; Viridiplantae; Streptophyta; Magnoliopsida; Rosales; Rhamnaceae. The record is from RefSeq and is a predicted model, not a curated record. Gene Ontology annotation, molecular function: ATP binding; GTP binding; ATP hydrolysis activity. Gene Ontology annotation, cellular component: cytoplasm.